AUGGUCAGCGCAUUGAAAAAUCCAAUACGCCACUUGGUCAUUGGCGAAGUUUGUUACUUAGUUCCUACUAAUCCUUCAUCUCAGGAAUCGCUGGUGAAACUAGUAAACUAUCUAGAAAACGAAACUGUUGGAGAUGUCGUGAAAAAGACAAACAAAUUUGAUACGUCAGAAUUUAAAUCAUUUUUACAAGCAUUAGAAACACUUGCAAAAAAGAAUACUAAGUAUAACGAAACACAAAUACAUUACAAUGCAGUGAAGCGAAAAUCUGAAGAGAUUCGAAUGAACUUAGCGAACAAUGUUAGCAUUGCUGAACAAAAUCUAAUUGACGCUCAUGUCAUUAUUGAUAAUAAUAAUAAUAAUAAUAAUAAAAUUAAUUGGUCUUAUGAUUCCCAUAAAUUCUGUUCCCGUAAAGAACUUGAAACAGAGAUCAGAAAUAAAUUGAAAGAAGCCAUAGAAGUUGAACCAAUACUUAUACAAGAAACAAUUAAUAUGAAAAACAAAAUCGAAACAAUUAAAGUACAACUUCAAACAUUAACACAAACAUUCAAAGAAUAUCAAAAAACAUUCAAUGAAUUAAAACAACAAUUAAUUGAAUUAGAUAAACAAUUUGUCAAUAAACAAAAUAUGGCAGAAAAUUUAUUCAUAUGGAUUAGAAAAAAUGAAGACAAUUUAACUAGUCAUUUUAAUGGAAAAUUGAAUCAGGAACUCAAUGAAUUAAAUCAAUUGUCACAAGAGAAAUCAGAAGCAUUUUAUAAAAUUAAAAUGAAUGAAAUAGAAUUAGAAACUGAAAAUGAUCGUUGCAAAAAACUAAUAUUAAAUUAUCAGAAUGAAAUAGCGAAAUGUAGAAGAUCUAUUGAAUUACUUGAAUCACGUUUAGUUACUGCACAAGAUUUAUUACAAGUUUCCAAUGUAGACUACAAUCGUACACAAAUGAAACAUAUAUCAGUUAAAGAUGAAUUAGAAUUAACUAAAUCUAGAACAAGAAUGGAACAAGAUGAGAAACAAAAUAUGUUAAAACAUUUACGGCACAAAAUUGAGGAGGAAUGUGCAAUCAAAUCUAAAUUGAUGAUAGAUUUUGAAAAUAGUCUUUUAGAAUUUGAAAAAAUCAAACAAGAUGGUUAUCAAAAGCGUUUAGAAUUAGAAGCAACAGCUAAACAAUUAGAAAGUAAUAUUGAAAAUGUCAAAUUAGAAUUAGAAGCUGUUCGAUUAAAUCAUAAUCAUUCUUUAGACCAACUGAACAUCAUACAAAAUGAAUAUAAACAAUUCGAAAAUGAAUGGAAUCAAGAAUAUUCUACGAUGAGUAGUAAAGUUCAAACACUAAAUGAUUCUUUACUGAAAUCGAAAGCGCAAUUCAAUGAACUAAAAACAAAAUUUGAAGAAAUGAUUAGUGAGAAGAAUUUUCUUGAGGAAAAACAAGAUAAACUCAAAUUAUCAUUGUUAGCAUUAAUGAAAGUGAAACUGCGAGGAACUACAAAAUUAAGUCAGUUAAGAAAUAUGAUGGCUGAUCUUACCAAAACGAACAAAACAAUAAUCUCAGAACUAAGCAUUUUGAAAGGGCAAACUGAACAAAUGAGCCAACUUCAAACCAAACGUGAAUUACAACAGUCGAAUCUAAUGAAAACUCGUGAUUUGGUAUUAAAGAAACUAAAGGAGGAAUUAAGAGAGAAACUCAAUCUUAAUUUAACAUUAUCUGAUCAAUAUAUUAAAAUGCAAGAAGAACAGAGCAAAUUAUUGUCAAUAUUCAACUUAGCUGUAACAAAUGCAGAUUUAGAUCAAAAUCAACUGUUUAAUGCAGAGCAAACUUUAGCAUUAUGGGCAAGAAUUUUACGACAACGUAAUUAUUGGGAAUUGAUAUUGCAAGCGAAACACGAAGCACUAGUUGAUGAUUUAUCAAAUCAAAAUCAUCAAAUUAAUCAACAGAUCAGUGAAAUUAAAGAAAUGAACAUGAAUAUUAAACCAAAACUCUCUAUAGAAUGUAAAAUAUGA
This is a messenger RNA of Schistosoma turkestanicum, 1986 nucleotides long. The record is from the annotation of a GenBank genome assembly. Lineage: Eukaryota; Metazoa; Platyhelminthes; Trematoda; Strigeidida; Schistosomatidae.